UGCCAAACAACCCAUGUACCUUUACGUCAUGUCCAGUUAAUACGAGAUGCAUUAUAGACGAUGGUUCAGCAAGAUGCGUACCAGACCUAAAUAUUGAUCCAAUAUGUGCAGGCGUGGCAUGCAAUCCAGGCGAAAAAUGUGCUAUAAUACUUG
This is a messenger RNA of Paramuricea clavata, 153 nucleotides long. Lineage: Eukaryota; Metazoa; Cnidaria; Anthozoa; Malacalcyonacea; Plexauridae. The record is from the annotation of a GenBank genome assembly.